AUGUCCUUCGAAUCCACCCUUUUGCUGAGGCAGUUGGCAGCCAUCCCAGGAGCCCCUGAUGCUGACCAGGCAGGCCCCUCACAGCAGUCAGUGGAGGGAUGGAGGGAGGGUGGCUUGGCACUUUCAGUGGACAGGAAGCAGCUGUCAUCCCUUGCUAGCCGGCUGGGCUUCUUACAGGAGGAGAGGACCUUUGUAAAACGAAAAUCCCGAGGGAUCCCAGAGACCCAAGAGGUGAGCGAGGUCUGCACCACCCCUGGCUGCGUGAUGGCAGCCGCCAGGAUCCUCCAGAACAUGGACCCGACCACGGAACCAUGUAACGACUUCUACCAGUUUGCGUGCGGAGGCUGGCUGCGGCGUCACGUGAUCCCCGAGACCAACUCAAGAUACAGCAUCUUUGACGUCCUCCGCGAUGAGCUGGAGGUCAUCCUCAAAGCGGUGCUGGAGAAUUCGACUGCCAAGGACCGGCCGGCUGUGGAGAAGGCCAGGACGCUGUACCGCUCCUGCAUGAAUCAGAGCGUGAUAGAGAAGCGAGGCUCUCAGCCCCUGCUGGACAUCUUGGAGGUGGUGGGAGGCUGGCCGGUGGCCAUGGACAAGUGGAACGAGACUGUAGGACUCAAGUGGGAGCUGGAGCGGCAGCUGGCACUGAUGAACUCACAGUUCAACAGGCGCGUCCUCAUCGACCUCUUCAUCUGGAACGAUGACCAGAACUCCAGCCGGCACAUCAUCUACAUAGACCAGCCCACCUUGGGCAUGCCCUCCCGAGAGUACUACUUCAACGGUGGCAGCAACCGGAAGGUGCGGGAAGCCUACCUGCAGUUCAUGGUGUCAGUGGCUACGAUGCUGCGGGAGGACGUAAACCUGCCCAGGGACAGCCACCUGGUGCAGGAGGACAUGGCACAGGUACUGGAGCUGGAGACGCAGCUGGCCAAGGCCACGGUCCCCCAGGAGGAGAGGCACGACGUCAUCGCCCUGUACCACCGGAUGGGCCUGGAGGAGCUGCAAAGUCAGUUUGACCUGAAGGGAUUUAACUGGACUCUGUUCAUACAAACUGUGCUAUCCUCUGUCAAAAUCAAGCUGCUACCAGAUGAGGAAGUGGUGGUCUACGGCAUCCCCUACCUGCAGAACCUUGAAAACAUCAUCGACACCUACUCAGCCAGGACCAUACAGAACUACCUGGUCUGGCGUCUGGUGCUGGACCGCAUUGGCAGCCUAAGCCAGAGAUUCAAGGACACACGAGUGAACUACCGCAAGGCACUGUUCGGCACGAUGGUGGAGGAGGUACGCUGGCGUGAGUGUGUGGGCUACGUCAACAGCAAUAUGGAGAACGCCGUGGGCUCCCUCUACGUCAGGGAGGCGUUCCCUGGAGACAGCAAGAGCAUGGUCAGAGAACUCAUUCACAAGGUGCGGGCAGUGUUUGUGGAGACGCUGGACGAGCUGGGCUGGAUGGACGAGGAGUCCAAGAAGAAGGCGCAGGAGAAGGCCAUGAGCAUCCGGGAGCAGAUCGGCCACCCUGACUACAUCCUGGAGGAGACGGACAGGCGCCUGGACGAGGAGUACUCCAAUCUGAACUUCUCAGAGGACCUGUACUUUGAGAACAGUCUGCAGAACCUCAAGGUGGGCGCCCAGCGGAGCCUCAGGAAGCUUCGGGAAAAGGUGGACCCAAAUCUCUGGAUCAUCGGGGCGGCGGUGGUCAAUGCGUUCUACUCCCCAAACAGAAACCAGAUUGUGUUCCCUGCUGGGAUCCUCCAGCCCCCCUUCUUCAGCAAGGAGCAGCCCCAAGCCUUGAACUUCGGAGGCAUUGGGAUGGUGAUCGGGCACGAGAUCACGCAUGGCUUUGACGACAAUGGCCGGAACUUCGACAAGAACGGCAACAUGAUGGAUUGGUGGAGUAACUUCUCCACCCAGCACUUCCGGGAGCAGUCACAGUGCAUGAUCUACCAGUACAGCAACUACUCCUGGGACCUGGCGGACGAACAGAACGUGAACGGAUUCAACACCCUUGGGGAAAACAUUGCCGACAACGGAGGGGUGCGACAAGCCUACAAGGCCUACCUCAAGUGGAUGGCAGAAGGUGGCAAGGACCAGCAGCUGCCCGGCCUGGAUCUCACCCAUGAGCAACUCUUCUUCAUCAGCUAUGCCCAGGUGUGGUGUGGGUCCUACCGGCCCGAGUUCGCCAUCCAAUCUAUCAAGACAGACGUCCACAGUCCCCUGAAGUACAGGGUACUGGGGUCACUGCAGAACCUGGCCGCCUUUGCAGACACGUUCCACUGUGCCCAGGGCACCCCCAUGCACCCCAAGGAGCGAUGCCGUGUGUGGUAGCCAAGGCCCCGCCACGCUGCGCGGCCCACGCCCACCAGCUGCUCCGAGGCAUCUGUGCGGAGAAGGUGCAGCCAGCGGCGACCCAGCAUGUGCCCCGGCCCAGCCGACCAUGCCAAGCCUGCCUGCCAGGCCUCCGCACCUGGCCUAGGGUGCAGCCACCUGCCCGACACCCAGGGAUGAGCAGUGUCCAGUGCAGUACCUGGCCCAGAGUCCCCUCUACGGACACCCGCGGGGCUCAGCGCCCCCGUCACAGCCCUAUAGAGACGAUCAACUGUGUCCUGCCCACCCUCCAAGGUGCAUUGUCUUCCAAUAUCUACAGCUUCAGACUUGAGCUAAGUAAAUGCUUCAAAGAAA
Molecule: messenger RNA, 2673 nt
Organism: Mandrillus leucophaeus (drill)
Lineage: Eukaryota; Metazoa; Chordata; Mammalia; Primates; Cercopithecidae
Gene: MMEL1
Product: membrane metallo-endopeptidase-like 1
Exons: 24
Coding region: 1-2319 (772 amino acids)
Biological process (GO): protein processing
Cellular component (GO): plasma membrane
Molecular function (GO): metalloendopeptidase activity
Source: RefSeq, a predicted model, not a curated record